This is a messenger RNA of Eubalaena glacialis (North Atlantic right whale), 2202 nucleotides long. RefSeq names its product centrosomal protein 76 (gene CEP76). The transcript has 12 exons. Lineage: Eukaryota; Metazoa; Chordata; Mammalia; Artiodactyla; Balaenidae. The coding region runs from base 80 to 2065 and encodes 661 amino acids. The record is from RefSeq and is a predicted model, not a curated record.
GCGCGAGUCGAGCGGUCGCGGGCUCUCGCUCCGCCGCGGAGACGCUGCGGCGGCCGGGGCGCCCGAAGGGGAACCCAGCAUGUCGCUGCCUCCGGAGAAGGCGUCCGAGCUGAAGCAGCUCAUCCACCAGCAGCUGAGCAAGAUGGAUGUCCAUGGCAGGAUAAGAGAAAUCCUUGCUGAGACCAUACGGGAAGAACUGGCACCUGAUCAGCAACAGUUAUCAACGGAAGAUUUGAUCAAAGCCCUUAGACGCCGGGGAAUCAUUGAUGAUGUGAUGAAAGAACUUAAUUUUGUUACUGAUAAUGUUGAUCAAGAACUCCCUUCCUCUCCAAAACAACCUGUUGGCUUUACUGACAGACAAUCAACGUUGUUAAAAAAAACUAAUAUUGAUCCAACACGGAGGUAUCUUUACCUUCAGGUUUUGGGUGGAAAAGCUUUCUUGGAACACCUGCAAGAACCUGAGCCUUUACCAGGACAAGCUUGUUCAACCUUUACUUUAUGUUUACAUUUUCGAAACCAACGUUUUCGUUCUAAACCUGUUCCAUGUGCCUGUGAACCAGAUUUUCAUGAUGGCUUUUUACUUGAAGUACACAGAGAAAAUUUAGGUGAUGGAACUAGAAUGGCUGAUUCAACAACAAUGUUAUCAAUAAGUGACCCAGUUCAUAUGGUGCUAAUCAAAACAGACAUAUUUGCCGAGACCACUUUAGUAGCAUCCUAUUUUCUUGAAUGGCGAUCAGUUUUGGGCUCAGAAAAUGGAGUCACCAAUCUUACUGUGGAACUUAUGGGUGUAGGCACAGAAUCAAAAGUUUCUGUGGGAAUUUUAAAUAUAAAACUUGAGAUGUACCCACCACUCAAUCAAACAUUAUCUCAGGAAGUAGUGAACACACAGCUUGCUUUGGAACGUCAGAAAACUGCAGAGAAAGAGCGGUUAUUUCUUGUGUAUGCUAAGCAGUGGUGGAGAGAAUAUUUGCAAAUUCGACCCUCACACAACUCACGGCUGGUUAAGAUUUUUGCACAGGAUGAAAAUGGGAUAAAUAGACCAGUCUGUUCUUACGUUAAACCACUUCGAGCUGGGAGGCUUCUGGAUACUCCAAGGCAAGCAGCAAGAUUUGUUAAUGUCCUUGGUUAUGAAAGAGCCCCUGUUAUCGGAGGAGGAGGUAAACAGGAACAGUGGUGCACUCUGCUGGCCUUUCUCUGUAGAAACAAGGGAGACUGUGAAGACCAUGCCAACCUCCUGUGCAGCCUCCUUCUCGGAUAUGGGCUGGAAGCCUUUGUCUGUGUCGGGACAAAGGCCAAGGGAGUGCCCCACGCAUGGGUUAUGACGUGUGGGACUGAUGGAACCAUCACUUUUUGGGAGAGUUUAACAGGACACAGAUACCUCCACAAACCUACCAAUCCUGAUGAGCCUUCAGCUGCUGAACAGUCCAAACCGUUGUACCCGUAUCGAACAAUCGGUUGUGUUUUCAAUCAUCAGAUGUUCCUGGGAAACUGUCAGCCCUCUGACUCAGUAGAAAGCUGUGUGUUUGAUUUGAAUGAUGAGUCCAAAUGGAAACCCAUGAGUGAGGAAGCAGUUAAAUCCGUGUGUGCUCCAGGGGCCACGACGUCCCUCCCUCCCUUCCCUCCGCUGUGUGCGUCCACAAUCGAUGCUUCGGUAACAAGCAAUGAAAUUGAAAUGCAGCUCAGGCUACUCGUGUCAGAACACAGGAAGGAUCUUGGCCUCACUACUGUUUGGGAAGACCAGCUUUCCUAUCUCUUAUCACCAGCUCUGGCAUCUUAUGAAUUUGAGCGUACAACCAGUAUAUCUGCGGGCAAUGAAGAAUUUCAGGACGCCAUCAGGAGGGCUGUACCUGAUGGUCACACAUUUAAAGGGUUCCCGAUACACUUUGUGUAUAGAAAUGCGCGGCGCGCCUUUGCCACGUGUCUUCGGUCUCCUUUCUGUGAAGAAAUAAUCUGUUGCCGUGGAGACCAGGUGCGACUGGCAGUUCGUGUCCGAGUGUUUACUUACCCUGAAUCUGCAUGUGCUGUUUGGAUCAUGUUUGCUUGUAAAUAUCGCUCGGUACUAUAGGACUAACUAACAUUUCUAUAAGAAUAUACCUGUAUUUUAUUGGAAUUUUACACAUUGUAUUGAUACGUUACUAGCUGUUUAGAGAUUCAUUAUUUUAAAAAUCACAGUCUGGCUUGGAUGUCAUAUUUCACUUUUGU